UCUCUCUUAAAAAAAAAAGUUGACCUUAUCCUUCCUUCCUUUCCAUGGCGAAGGCGCAGGCGCAGCUCGUCUCCCUCUCCUUCCCACCUCCCGCGCCACCCUCCGCCCGCCCCCGCCACGCGCCGCCGCUCCUCAAUGCGGCGGCGCUGCGCACCGGCGUGCCGCCCUACUCCGCCGGCGUCCUCGUCUCCCUGCUCCGGGACUGCGCCGACCUCCACGGGGAUGACACCGACCACCGCGUCGCGCGCCGCCUGGCCCCGCAGCUGCACUCGCUGGCGGUCAGGACCGGCCUCUCGCGGGACCCCCGGGUGACGUGCGCGCUCGUCGACCUCCUCGCGCGCCUCGGCCGGGGUCCCUCCUGCGCGCGCCUGCUCCACGAGGCGGCGGAGGACGGCGCCAAGGACGCCGUGCUGUGGAACAAGCACGUCGCCAUGCUGGCCGAGGCGGAGGAGUGGGACGAGGCGAUCGCCGUCUUCAGGGAGAUGCAGGCGCGCGGGGUGCCCGCCGACGGGUACACCUGCGCGCGGGUGCUCCACGCGUGCGGCCGCGCGGGGGCGCUCCGCGAGGGGAGGGCCGUCCACGCGUACGCCCUCAAGCUCGCCCUGGACGCGCACCCGCUCGUGCCCGGAUUCCUCGCCGGCAUGUACGCCGAGAACGCCGACGUUGCGGCGGCCACUAGGGUGCUCGACGCGAUGGGGGCGGGCAGCGUCGUGCCGUGGAACGCGGUCGUCGCGUGCUGCGCGCGGCUCGGACUCGUGGACGACGCCCUGGAGCUCGCGGCGCGCAUGUCCAGGUCGGGGCCGGAGCCCAACGUCGCGACGUGGAACACCGUGCUGUCCGGCUGCUCCCGGCACGGCCGCGACCGGGAAGCGCUCGGCGUUGUCGCCAGCAUGCUGAAGCAAGGGCUGCGACCGGACGCCACCACCGUGUCGAGCCUCCUCAAAUCAGUGGCCAACACGGGGCUGCUUCGCCAUGGCAUGGAAAUCCACUGCUUCUUCCUGAGGAACCAGCUCGAGCCGGACGUCUACACGGGGACGGCUCUCGUCGACAUGUAUGCCAAGUGCGGCCGCCUCGAUUGCGCCCAGAAGGUGCUCGACGCGCUGGAGCACAGGAACCUGACCACCUGGAACUCGCUGGUCGCAGGGUACGCCAACGCCGGGCGGUUCGACAUAGCGCUGGAGCUCGUGGAAUUGAUGAAGAAGAACAGGCUUGAUCCGGAUAUAACCACUUGGAAUGGUCUGAUCACUGGUUACUCCAUGAACGGCCAGAGCUCGCAGGCGGUGCUGCUGCUCCGGCAGAUCAAGGCAGCUGGUGUGACGCCCAAUGUGGUCUCAUGGACGUCAUUGAUCUCGGGUAGCUGCCACAAUGGGGAGUAUGAAGAUUCAUUCUACUUUUGUCAUGAGAUGCAGAAGGAUGGUGUCCAGCCCAGCUUGGUUACCAUGUCAGUGUUGCUCCGGGCUUGCGCUGGAUUAGCUCUGCAAAAGAAGGGCAAGGAGCUGCAUUGCUUCGCGCUGCGAAGAGCAUAUGACUGUGACAUGGUUGUGAGCACAGCGUUAAUUGACAUGUACUCGAAGGGUGGAAGCUUGGUUAGUGCAAAAGUGAUAUUUGAAAGCAUUCAGCAGAAGAAUUUGGUGCUCUGCAAUGCAAUGCUAACUGGUCUGGCAGUCCAUGGGCAAGGUCGCGAAGCAAUAGAACUGUUCCAUGAUAUGUGGAACUCAGGAUUGAAGCCGGACUCCAUAACCUUCACUGCACUUCUAACUGCCUGUAGAUCGAUGGGCUUGGUUACAGAAGGGUGGGAGUACUUCGACAGUAUGGAGACUAAGUAUGGUGUAAAGCCAACGACAGAGAAUUAUGCCUGCAUGGUUGACCUCUUGGCAAGGUGUGGUUAUCUUGAUGAGGCAAUGGAUUUCAUUGAGAGGUCACCGAUUGAUCCAGGAGCAAGCCACUGGGGGGCACUUCUCACAGGAUGCUCAAUACAUGGGAAUCUUGCUCUUGCAGAGGUGGCUGCGAGGAAUUUGUUCAUACUGGAGCCUUACAAUUCAGCCAACUAUUUGUUGAUGAUGAAUUUGUAUGAGUAUGAACGGAUGUAUGAUGAAGCUGAGAGCCUGAAAUAUGCAAUGAAAGCAAGAGGAGUGGAUAGUAGACCUGGGUGGAGUUGGAUACAGAUUGAGCAAGGUAUCCAUGUCUUUGAGGUCGAUGGGAAGCCGCAUCCUGAAACUGCAGAGAUAUAUGAAGAGCUUAUUCGUCUGGUGUUUCAAAUAAAAAAGGCAGGAUAUGUGCCAGACACCAGCUGCAUAGCGUAUAAUGUUCAGGAAGAAGAGAAAGAGAAGCUUCUCCUUGGCCAUACUGAGAAGCUUGCUAUCACUUAUGGGCUGAUCCGCUCAGAUGCAAGUAGAGCGCCUGUCAGGGUGAUGAAGAACACCAGGAUGUGCAACGACUGCCAUGAGGUGGCAAAGCAUAUCUCUUCUCUAUGUGAUCGACAAAUUAUUCUUCGUGAUGCUGUUAGGUUUCACCAUUUUGUGGAUGGGAAAUGUUCUUGCAAUGAUUACUGGUUAUAUGACGCGGAAGAGUGAGUGUGCCAGUUCGAGAAGAGGGUGAGAAGGAGAAGAUGGAGAAGGAGGAGAGGAAGGUAAAAUGACCUCUCAGUUCUUUUACUUUCAGUAUAGGUUGGAUGGAUCUGUGAAUAGUGAAUUAUAUUGGGCAAUUCAGGCUGUCUGGGCAUUGAGCUACUAGUACUAGCUAAGUAGGGUUCCACCACCUCUCCGUAGUCCAGUGGCCACCACCUCUACGUCGUCGGCACUUGGGCAGCAAACAAGAAGGACUAGUGUCGCUAGUUGCCAAUCCCAGGCGGUCGUGCCCGAUCUUGUGGACAGGGACGAAUUGCAGGACGCCAGAUUUUCGUACGAGGAUUGGAGCUGUCUGUCACCAAUUCCCGCGUGGAGGACGAGGAUCCCACGCCGUCGCCGUCGCCGUCGGCGGCGCUGACAGUAUCUUGUUCUCGGACGAGCUGAGGACGCGUCGCGUCCGAUCGAUGUCUCGCGCGGCGCGCCUGGGGGCAAGUCACAGAGAAUUCCUUCACCGGCCUCGCCGAACACAAGCUCUGGUUCGGCCUCUCCAGGAAUCGUGAUGCAGGUUACCCCUGUUGCGCCUGCGACCUCGCCGCCGCCGCAUUCCCCAUUCUAUAAUGUUUUUUAAAACAUCAAUUAACCAGGGGAUCUCCUGCAGAGCCAGAUACUUAACUUCUAUUUCUGUAAAUGUCGGUAUGAUUACGAUUUGUAUACAGAACUAAAAAAUGAAUUGAAUUUCAUAUGCAUCGUCUCUUGCUUUUUUUUUUAA
Oryza sativa Japonica Group (Japanese rice) is the source of this 3336-nucleotide messenger RNA. Its product is annotated as pentatricopeptide repeat-containing protein At4g01030, mitochondrial. Gene Ontology annotation, molecular function: zinc ion binding; protein binding. The record is from RefSeq and is a predicted model, not a curated record. NCBI's taxonomy places the organism in Eukaryota, Viridiplantae, Streptophyta, Magnoliopsida, Poales, Poaceae.